Molecule: messenger RNA, 2333 nt
Organism: Styela clava
Lineage: Eukaryota; Metazoa; Chordata; Ascidiacea; Stolidobranchia; Styelidae
Cellular component (GO): plasma membrane
Molecular function (GO): protein binding
Source: RefSeq, a predicted model, not a curated record
UAAAAUGCUAUUGUAGACUCAGAUAAUUAUCAUGAAUGUUCUACGUAUCAUAGUUAUUCUUUGUCAAAUAAUUUUGUUUGUCAACUCGUUUUCAAAGUUUUCGGAUUUCCAACAAUGGUGUUACGUCGGAUCUAAUUGGCUACCGUACAAUCCUUCGACAUCUACAUGUUUUACCUGUCAGGGAAAUUCAAUUCUUCGAGAUAACAGCAAAGAAAAUGAGAAGUUGGUUUGCUGUGAUACUGGUGCAGAAAAUAUAACAACAACGAGGAAGGAGUGUCAAUAUUGGCCUCGAGGUAGAAUUGGGAGAGCUUGUGCAAAUGAAAACUACUAUCUAGAGACCGAAGAAUGCGAUGGAUAUAACCAUUGUGGAGAUGGAUCCGAUGAAAAACUAUGUGUUGAGUGCCCUAAUGAUUUUCGAUGUGCCAAUAAAGUUCAAUGUUUUGGAACGGAGAAGGUUUGUGAUGGUCACAAAGAUUGUGCUGAUGCAUCGGACGAACUAAACUGCCUCACUCACAUUGGGAGAUGUGAGGGCUUUCGCUGUACAGCAUUUAUGGAAUGUAUAGAAAAAGAAAGAGUUUGUGACGGCAAAAAAGAUUGCUUGGAUGGUGGGGAUGAAAUUGGCUGUGUAGUACAAAACCCGGAUUCAUUUUUUUGCGACAACAAUUCCACUAUUGCUAAAACUGGUAUUUGUGAUGGACAACGUGAUUGCUUCAAUGGCGUUGAUGAGACAAACUGUUUCACUUGGUCACCAUGGGCUUUAUGGUCAACUUGCAGAUGUUCAGAGCAUCCAUCAACACAAUACAGAAAUAGGACUUGUAUUGACGCUAGAUUUGUUAUCUCACCAGAAAAGUGCGGAUUAGCAAACAUAAACGAAAGUCAAAUUUGUUCUUGCCCUUCAGAACCACCGACUUCUACAACAUCAGAUUCGCCAGAAGUUCUCGAGACUCAGUGGAUUAUAAUCAUUGCCUUGGCAUCAGCCAUCUUUUUCUUGUCCGCCAUUGGAAUUAUAUAUGGAGCUUGGUAUAGUAAGCAAGCAAAAAUUGCAAUAGAAAAGCAGGCAGAAGUUGUGGCCAAUAUCUAUAACCAAUCAACCAUGUCUCUUUCCCCGAUGCCGGCAACUGCAACUUCUUCAGGGGGAUUCCCUUUUCCGAAAGUGACCGCUAGUGGCAGCAUACCCAACUCAAAUACAGAACACAACCCCGAUCUUUCUCGAAUGAGAACGCUACGAGGCAAUCUACCUUUGCCAGUAACUCCACUAGAAGCUAUGACCAACCACGCCUACCAAAGUAUCGAAGACUUGCGUCUCGAGAUAUCAAUUGAUCCUUACGCACAGAGCAACGUGAACGACUCUAGUCUACAGCGCAUAGAAGAGGCCAAUUUCUCAGAACGUGAUGAUGUGAGCAAUGUAACCGUAGUAGAAACUUAUAGCACUUCUGGAAUAAGCUCGAAUGAACCAGAGCAAUACUUGAAAACACCUCCUCCAGCUCCUUCAGAAGGAAGAACCUUUGACAAAGAUGGUUAUCUUGUACCAACAUCAUAUUCAAAGAAAUAUGGAACUAAUAAAAGGGGCAGCGGGGCUGACGGUAAAGGAGGUACUACCUAUGCUGUCACAACGAAGCGACCAGAUAAACCCAAGCGUUUACUGCACAGAAGUCAGAUUCUGGGAUCGACACCAGAAGUUAGUUCGGAAACAGAAUUAAAUGAACAAUACGCCACAAUGAGAUCCUGUAGUGCUGACGGUAUUUUCAACACUCGCCCGAAGACCACAAUUUUUCGUGACAAGAUUGGUCAAAGCUCUAUGUCACCCGCACAUCUUAAUUCAAUCACCACAUCGCAAUCUAGGAGGCGUGCAAAAUCCCUGGAAAAUUCGACGGACCAGGUAUCUUUUAAAAAACUAUCUGCAACUGAAACAAAAGAAGAACAAGAUAUGUAUUCAUCAAUGUCUACACCCUCGCUUGAGACAUAUCCAUCUACCACCAUCGAGAGGGUCAUGUCACAGGAUCAACUUGACUCAAACAUAGGUUCACAAAGAGAUCCAACUGAGAUAAUACAAAAAGAAGAUUCUUUAGAUGUUGAAGAUGUACAAGAAAAUGAAAGAGCACAUAAGAAUGAUAUAUCGGGAAGAUGCAAUGAAAAAAUAAUUACUGACAAUGAUACAACUUGUGCGAUCGUCGAUGAAUAGCAACUUCAGAACAUAACGCACAAAAACACUCUCAACUUACUCCAAAUAUGUUAACACUGCGAUUAAUAUAUAUAUAUAUAUAUAUACAAUGAUUUUCAAAACCUUUUCAUGUAAUUUUAGCGCUUUGUCUCAGCAUGUGGUUUUUGAGUUU